UGCAACAAGCCCUCAAAAUCAACUGGUCUCCCGCCCAGACUUUCGUGUCUCCUUCUUGCUUGGACUUUCGACCUCCCUGCUCUCCUCAACCUCUGUGACUACAGCUACGAUUCUCGUGUUGCCGUUGUAGAACGAAUCUUUCCUAAGAGUCUGGAAACGAUGUCCUUCGGCUUCACGAGCGCUCAACCUGUCUCGAUACCGGUCAUAACCCGCGAUGACCUCGAUGAAUCCACUCCAUUCUUUUCGGCCACACCGGCCAGGACAUUGAUCGCUUCCUUCAUUUCGAGAUCCACAUCAGAGGUUGUAAUAGCAACACCACAAGCCUCGACAUCGUUGAUUGAAAGUGCCACACCAGCAUCAAUCCCGACAUCACUUACGUUCGCUACAUCCAUAUCAUCAUCACAGUCACUACCACCAUCAUCGACACCAUCACUAUCCGAAAAUGAAGAGACCAACCUCCCCGGCAUGAAACGUGGAAUAGCCAUAGGCGUCGGCGUCUGCGUAACCAUCAUGAUCAUCGCACUCGUUACCUACCUCGCCUUCAGACGGCGCCGACGCCUACGGGAGGCAGCAGCAGCCGGCAACAUCCCCGACGCAGAGAAGUACGCAGAGCAGCCAGGAACACCACUACCCCCGCCCUCCAUCAAUGGCGACAUGUCCAUGGCACCACAGGAUCCCGCGAAAACCUACUCGUACCAACACCACAGCGUGUUCCUGGAAUCAGAUUCAAGCGCCCUUCACGAGAUGGACACGGGGAGCGGGGCGAGAGAAUUGCAAGCUGGAGAGGGACUUGUGGAGUUGAAGGGCGAUGAGAGGAUGGUUUACGAGCUGGACGGCAACGAACUUGAACGGAAGACAGACGAUGAGCGGACUGAAGAGCAGAAGACGAAGGAUCGCUUUCUACGCGUCCAAGGCGGAGCUUGACGGAGCUACACUCGAUUUACGAUUCUAAUCACGGCUUUCGACAUCCACUGAGACACGCU
Molecule: messenger RNA, 983 nt
Organism: Aaosphaeria arxii CBS 175.79
Lineage: Eukaryota; Fungi; Ascomycota; Dothideomycetes; Pleosporales
Exons: 1
Coding region: 160-924 (254 amino acids)
Source: RefSeq, a predicted model, not a curated record